CGGGGAAGGAAGAUGGCGGCGCCCAGCAGCCGGUGAGGUGAGAGGACACGGGGAUCCUAGGGAGCGGCCAGACUCGUGCGUUAUGGCCACAUCCCCGCACACUCUCUCCUCACGCCUCCUGACAGGUUGGGUAGGAGGAUGUGUCUGGUAUCUAGAAAGAAGAGCAGUGGAGGAAUCCCCUCACAAGUUUAUGCAUCUUUUCAGGAAUGUCAAUAAGCAGUGGAUCACAUUUCAGCACUUCACCUUCCUUAAACGCAUGUAUGUCACACAGCUGAACAGAAGCCUCAGCCAGCAAGUAAAGCCGAAGUCAGAACCAGCGGCAUUGUCUUUCCUUGAAAAAGCGUCUUCGAGUCAAACCAAAGCAGAAAUAUAUGAGAUGAAACCUCUUUCACCGUCUAGACUAUCUUUGUCCAGAAAGCCACAUGAAAAAGAAUUGCUAACAUUAGAAUCUGCCUCAGUAAUUGAAGGCUCAGUAGAUGUGGGGAGAGAAACUACAGAUGAAAAGCAGUGGAAGGAGAUGAAGCUGCAUUUGGAUGAGUUGCCAGGAAUUUUGGCUCGACUGUCCAAAAUCAAACUCACAGCUCUAGUCGUGGGCACCACUUCCGCUGGAUUUGCACUGGCUCCGGGGCCAUUUGACUGGUCCUGUUUCCUGCUUACCUUUGUCGGAACAGGCCUGGCGUCCUGUGCUGCCAACUCCAUCAAUCAGUUUUUUGAGGUGCCAUUUGAUUCAAACAUGAAUAGGACAAAGAACAGACCUCUGGUUCGUGGACAAAUCAGCCCAUUGCUUGCCGUGUCCUUUGCCACUUGCUGUGCUGUUCCAGGAGUUGCCCUUCUGACCUGGGGGGUGAACCCACUCACAGGAGCCCUGGGGCUCUUCAACAUCUUCCUGUAUACCUGCUGCUACACCCCGCUGAAGAGGAUCAGCAUUGCCAACACGUGGGUCGGAGCCGUGGUCGGGGCCAUCCCACCUGUCAUGGGCUGGACAGCAGCUACUGGCAGCCUCGAUGCUGGAGCAUGUCUCUUGGGAGGAAUCCUGUACUCCUGGCAGUUUCCUCACUUCAACGCACUUAGUUGGGGCCUCCGAGAGGACUACUCCCGAGGGGGCUACUGCAUGAUGUCGGUCACCCACCCAGCCCUGUGCCGGCGCGUAGCCCUGCGCCACUGCCUGGCCCUGAUCGGACUGUGCACAGCAGCCCCCAUCCUGGAUGUUACCACGUGGACCUUCCCCGCCAUCUCGCUGCCCAUCAACAUGUAUAUUUCCUACCUCAGCUUCCGGUUCUACGUGGAUGCAGACCGGAAGAGUUCCAGGAGACUGUUCUUCUGCAGCCUCUGGCAUCUGCCCUUGCUCCUGCUGCUCAUGCUCACCUGUAAGCAGCCACCACCAGGUGGGAAGAGUGACAGGGGAGAACCUCAGGGUUGAAAUCACAAUGGCAUGUGGGAAAAAGCAAAAACAUACCUGGAGACGCACAACUUUCCCCCUUUGCUGUUAGGCAAGACUGUUGGUAAUUCUGGAAUGAGAGAAUUACCAGGAUUUAGUAGAAGGUUGUAAAAUGAUUUGGUGGUUAAUGGUCAUAUGGCAAAUUUUUUAAAUGAUGAUAUACAAAAUGCUCCCCAAGUAAGAAAUGGUUUAGCUCAGUUGAUUAACACAAAGAGGGAAUAUUUUUCUCUUUGAGGGUCUUUACAUAUCUCUUCUCCAGCCCCACCCCUCUUGGUUUUCUUCUUCCUCAUAUAGAUGAACAGGUGCACCUCCUCCUUGUCUGCCCCCCACCACACACACAGCCCCACCUGCCACCAGACCUUUCAAGGUGAGCACUCAUUCUCUGGUAUCUGUGGUUCUGUGGCCUCAGGUCCCUCAAGGACCAUGUCAAAGGACAUGCAUGCUGCUGGCUGCAGCACCCCCUUCCCUGUGAGUGAGCCAGGGUCCCCAGUUCCAGCUCUCUCUACUCCAUACAUGUUCUCAACCGCAUAUUCCCUCAGACGAUAACAGAAUACCAAGGAUGGCCUGUUGCAUGCCGUUUGGAGGAAGAAUUCCAAAUGGUUGCCUAGGGAAUCUCUGACUGGACUGCCAGUCCCUGCCCACCCCCAGCACAUAUCAGCAUUUCAAAAACUCCAAGGAAUCAAAGGCAUCUUUAUAGUUCACUGUCAAAUAUGGGAGGAGCCUGAGGCAUUGCUUUAUGGAAGGGUAGAAACCCCUCCGGCUCAGCUUCCUCAUUGUUCUCUUUUGUCCUAUGUAGAUGGUCAGCCCCCUUUCACUGCAUGGCUUGUCCAGGCCCAUCUAUGAGGGGAAGCCAGAAAAAGGUGAGCAGAGCUCACAUUCUUGUCCCUUUAGUGAGAAACACAUCUCCAUCCUGGCCUCUUGAUUUCAGGAAUUAGCCUCCACAUGUCCAGCGGCUCUGCAAGCCAGAGCCCGAGUUGGACUCCUGGUGGGGCCGCCUCUGGUUCAGAGCUGUGAGCUCCUGUCCUAGGAGCCAGGUGUGACUCAGUCACCUGUGGUUCCAUCAGCUCUUCAUAUAUGCCCCCUCAUCCACCGUCCAGUUCUACUUGCCUGAAGGUCUUGAAGCUUAACAGAAUGUUUUACUUACUCAUUCUCCCUGUAGGAAUUAAUUUGGAGAGUUUAAACAACAUUUAAACUGUUGUUGCAAUAUACCUGAUCUCUCAGAAAUUUCUGACACAAUUGCAGAUAGCAUCUGAUCCCUGUUUCUACUUAUCUGAAAUAUUAGCUCUUGGCAGUGUCUGGGUGGUUUACUGCGGGGACGUGGCACAGGAGUGUCUGGAAAAAACAUGCACAAUUUGUCGCAGCCCUGACAUUUGUAAAAUGCUUCAGUUCUCUUUUUAUGCUGCAGUAAAGGAGUAUAAUAAGAAUG
Phyllostomus hastatus (greater spear-nosed bat) is the source of this 2864-nucleotide messenger RNA. RefSeq names its product protoheme IX farnesyltransferase, mitochondrial. NCBI's taxonomy places the organism in Eukaryota, Metazoa, Chordata, Mammalia, Chiroptera, Phyllostomidae. Gene Ontology annotation, molecular function: protoheme IX farnesyltransferase activity. Gene Ontology annotation, cellular component: mitochondrial membrane; mitochondrion. Gene Ontology annotation, biological process: heme biosynthetic process. The record is from RefSeq and is a predicted model, not a curated record. The coding region runs from base 83 to 1420 and encodes 445 amino acids. The transcript has 7 exons.